CAUUUUCACUCCUGAACUCUUGGUAUAAAAUGGUCAUCUAAGAAAGAACUGAUCGGAAAUGUGAGAAAUUUGGCACUAAAACUGCAUAAUUGCAUGUAAGUGCUGAAAGAAAAAAAUGAUCAGUCUGUUCAGAUUAAACUUCAUUUUAAUUAUUUGGAUCUCAACAAUGCACCUGUGGGGGUGUUACCCAACUGUCCCUUCUACGCUGUCCAGGAAAUCUGAUUACUGUCUCAUCCUGCUGAAUAGCUGCUUAGCCAAGCUGGACGGGAGUGAAGAAUUGACUUUUCUAAAACCUUUCCUGGAGAAGUCUUUCAUUAAAAGGUCCUUUCGCAAUGGAGUUGGAUCAGGAAUUAAAAAAACUUCCUUUCAAAGAGCAAAAUAAUAAAUAACUGCUCAAGAAAGUAUCCUCAACUUUAGCAUCUAACAUUUAACUGUGAGCUUAAAAUAAUUUGCAAUGCAUUUCUGUGAUAAAACCAAAAGAGACAAAUGUAUCAGCAUGUUCAUAAUGUAAACAGAUGUUUAUUUCAAAUAGUGCAAGCCAAGUGAAGCAGAUUAAAUUGUUCGGUACAGGCAUUGUUUUCAAAGUUACAAUAUCAUAAAGUUUUGUAUUGAUACAAAUGUGUUUUCAGCUGGUUAAUUCCCCAUUUGUAAGACUACAGAUUUAAUCAGAUUGCUCUUGAUUAACACAAAAAUAGUUCUGUGCUUUGAAAGCAUGCACACAUGCAACCGAUCUUGAGGAUGGCAGCAUUAUAUCCUACAUAUGCUCAUCUUUGGUCUAAAAGAUAUCCUUAUGGUUAAUGCAGGGCAUAGCUUCACUUUAUUAGCCUGAUUAUCAUUUACAUGAAGACCACUUUACACCACUCUGGUAAUAUAAAGAGGGUCUUAAAAUGUAAUUUAAGACAUCUUUACACUGCUCUAGAGGUGUAAAGGGCCAUUUGUGAAAAAGAAUCAGGCCCUAUGUUUACACUCUAAUUUAUUUUUAAUAUAGUUAUCUAAAAUGACUUCAGCAGGAAGUAAUCUCUUGAGAUGGCAUUUCAUUUUCAGGAGUGUCCUGGGAAAUCAUUCAAAGUCACUGUAGCAGUGCAUGUCCCUUUGCUUCAAUUAAUCAAUUAAUGUAGGCAACAAACAUCUGAUGAUAUCUGCCAAAUGUAGGUCUUGCCUAUUUUCUGCUGUUAUGGUUGUGCUCUAAUGAACAGUGGUCCAUUUUUGUUUUUUCUUUGCUGUAAAGUAACUGGAUAGAUGUUUGUUCUCAAAAUAUUGUAGAUUUUGUCAGCUGGAAAGGUCAUCUGAAGAGUUACAUUAUUUGUGUGAAUUUUACCUUGUGGCCAUUUCCUUCAAAAAGUGAUGUAACAAACUCUGAAUGUUGGCUUAAAAAUGUAGCAAUGUGUAUUUGU
This is a messenger RNA of Trachemys scripta elegans, 1394 nucleotides long. It is a transcript of the gene NPS, whose product is annotated as neuropeptide S. Lineage: Eukaryota; Metazoa; Chordata; Testudines; Emydidae. Gene Ontology annotation, biological process: neuropeptide signaling pathway; positive regulation of synaptic transmission, GABAergic; positive regulation of action potential. Bases 116 to 382 code for a protein of 88 amino acids. The transcript has 3 exons. Gene Ontology annotation, cellular component: extracellular region. The record is from RefSeq and is a predicted model, not a curated record.